CGCUGUUCUCCCGUCGGCAUCGGCGAAUUCUCGUCAAGUGUGGGCGCGUGCGCGUGUGGACUCGGCUGCUCCAAGCUUUCUCUGUUGGUCGCGCAACGUCGCCACUAGUCGUGCGACCUCGCGCUCCUUCUCUCUCGCUCUACGCGUUGCUGCCGGUUCGAGAGUUUCCAUCCAACAGCGUUAAAUGUGAUUUCUUCGGUUGAAGUAAGAAGAGCCCGUUGCGACCGUGGCCUGACCGUUGAAUCUCGCGGCCCGCUUUUCUUCUUAACGAGCCAACGAUCGAGCCUCGAGGAUUCACGCGAUCCCGAGACCCCGCGACCAGCAGCGUGCCCCUUGGAAACACGGCAGACGGAAAGGAACCGCACGAAAUCGCACGCGGGAAAACUCAUCGUUACGAGGGAGCCGUGGUAGUGAUCGGUCUUGUCGGAGAAUGAAAGCAGCGCGUGUCAGUGAAUACUGGGCUUUGUGCUUGGUGAAAAGCGACUAUUAUCGGUGAUCGUUCUCUCGUGCGUGCGAUCGACGAUGUUGUCUGGCCAGUCUGGGGAUCUUCCGUGACCGUGUUUCGCGAUUAUCGUCGCCCGUUCCCAGUGAUUCACGGUUUUCUGGUUCGUCUAAUUGGUCCGAUCGUUCCGAUACCAUCGUUCCGUCGCUCGAUAUACGAUGUCGUUGCCGCGAGGUGUCGGUCUCGGUGUCGACGUGGGCCAAUUGAUGCAACACCAGCAACAACAGCAGCAACAUCACGUGCUACCAGCCGCGUUCUUCCUUCGUGCCAGUGCCGAGAGAUACCAAAGGACACCAAAGUGCGCGAGAUGCCGAAACCAUGGUGUCGUUUCCGCGUUGAAGGGACACAAACGUUACUGCCGUUGGCGCGAUUGCGUGUGUGCGAAAUGUACCCUGAUCGCCGAGAGACAGCGGGUGAUGGCUGCUCAGGUCGCGUUGCGGAGGCAGCAGGCCCAGGAGGAGAGCGAGGCCCGCGAGUUGGGCCUGCAACUGCAGUACAAUACGGGCAGCUGCACCACCGCCCCCGUAAUGCCUGGUGCGGCGAGCGCUACCACGCCAGCUGGGAGUCCGCCCCCGCACCCUGCCCAUGUCUCGAGUCCCGCUGGCCUGGCGAUUCCAGCGGCGGCGGCAGCCGCUGCCGCGGCGGCGGCCGCACAUAUUCAAACGCAACUUCAGCACCAGCAGCCCGAGUGUGGCCUCCUGCAACGCAAGAGGCUCCCGCAGGAUGAGUAUCGGCAACCCAAAAUCGAGAAACAGGACUCCAUCGUCGGUGGACUGACAGGCACAAAGAGGUCGAGAAUCUCUGAGAGCACUACGGGAACAAUGCUUUCCACGAGCGACACCGGUAACGAAGACGACCGUGACUCCGACUCUGGUGGAGAACUCCUCGCUGACCGUACGUUGGGUAAGACGUUUUCUCCGAUUACCGUUUCCGGAAUAAAAAGUCGUAACAGACUACCCUGUAAUCAACGACUCUGUAUCGUUUGCGCGACAGGAGUGCCAACGUCGAUCGGAUUGACGGACAACGAGGCGCCAAGGAAACGAUCCAGUAGCCUGAACGAUUCCGAGGAAGGAAGCCCGGAACCCGGUUCUCAGAGUCCGACGCACACGCCGCCUCUGACGCCAGCGCUGACACCUCAGAGAGAGGACACACCGGCGCCAGAGAAUCUCAGCCUUCGCAAAAGCGGUAGCCCACAGCAAACGCAACAGACCCUUCAACCGGUGGAUCUUGUGCAACCUAGACCCAGUCCACCGCUACCUUCGCUGGCGACCAUGGAAAGAUGGAAGUCGUUUCUUCCGUUCCAGGCUGCAGCGACGGCGGUGCACUUUCCACCGUACGCCCCUCUCUACGGGCCAGCGGCCAGUUCCCUCUACUGUUCGCCAGCCCUCUACCAGCAUCAGCACCAUCAUCACAUGCCGGAGCCCCGGGAAAUCCAGAUGCAGAUGCAAAUGCAGAUGCAAAACAUCCAGCAGUCGUGCGGGCUGCAGUUGCAGCAGCAACAGCAACAGCAACAGCAGCAGCAACAACAACAACAGCAGCAGCAGCAACGGUCCCCGGUGGACGUUCUGCUUCGAGUCUUUCCAGGAAGGCGUCGCGCGGAUGUGGAGGCUCUGCUGCACCGGUGCAAAGUGUCGCCAUCAGAAAGAAAGCAAGCUGUCUGUGUCGCAGGCGACGUAGUCUCCGCCAUGGAGGUGCUGGUCUGCGAGGACAGUCUUCAACCAAAGUCGGCGUUCUCACCGCUCGCAGGCGCUUUGGCGUCGGCCGCCGCGGCGUCCGCCUCGGUCUCAGCCGCGUACGCGACUCGCGCCGCGUACUGCACCACUCCCAUCCCCUCGACGAGACACAGGUUCCUGGCUGCGCCGUACGCCGGCACCGGUUACCUGCCCACGGUGAUCAAGCCGCCCAAUCAGAGCCUUCACGCGAACGGGACCGGCGACGCCUAUAGGGAAACCAGUCCCGACGACGCCAGCGACAAGACCAGCUAUUCCGAGUGACCUGACGACGCGCAGGCCGCCACCUGGUCUUACCUGCAAUAGUCGUGGGACGACGACGACGUGCUGCUAGGGAGGAGGAGGGACUUCUAGCGGGCCAAUGGCGACGUUUCGAGGUCUUUGGGCGAUCGCCGCGGCGCGACGCGGCCUGGCUCGGUUUCUGGGCUUCGAGGAAAAAGGCGCGACGAGUUGGACGCUUUUCAGACCGAUCGAGAGCUAAGACUUUGGGGAAUCGACGAUGGAUGGGCCAAGACUGGACAAUGCUCUCGCGGGAGCGAGCCAGAGGUCGAGAUUUCAGGUCGUAGCGACGUCGACUGUCCUCUGGGCCUAAGACGGAAAACAGGCCUGUACAGAAUCCGAACAACUACCAACCGUUCCACCGGAAUGCUCCGGAACGUGAGUAUAAGAAACCCGUGGAAUCGGUCGAGGAACUCUAAUCUUUCGCGGUCGUAUGUCGGGCGA
Hylaeus volcanicus is the source of this 2955-nucleotide messenger RNA. RefSeq names its product doublesex- and mab-3-related transcription factor A2 (gene dmrt99B). The record is from RefSeq and is a predicted model, not a curated record. Gene Ontology annotation, biological process: sex differentiation; regulation of transcription by RNA polymerase II. Gene Ontology annotation, molecular function: protein binding; DNA-binding transcription factor activity, RNA polymerase II-specific; RNA polymerase II cis-regulatory region sequence-specific DNA binding. Bases 661 to 2496 code for a protein of 611 amino acids. The transcript is spliced from 5 exons. Gene Ontology annotation, cellular component: nucleus. Lineage: Eukaryota; Metazoa; Arthropoda; Insecta; Hymenoptera; Colletidae.